AUGGCGGCAUUCAUCGAUAAGCCGCCUCUGUCCGAUCAGAAGCAGAAUUCGUUGAAGGACAUCAGUGCCACUGACAGGCGAGAACCAAGUCCGGCUUCCGACGAUGAACAGGAAGUCGACCAUCUCAGACAGCAAGCCUGGGGUCGAUACACAAAGCUGUGGAUGUGGCUGGGCAUCUCGUUGAUGUGGACCAUUUUUGAGCUCGAUAACGCGACCGUCUAUAACUAUCAGAACUAUGCUACUUCCGAGUUCGAAUCUAUUUCGUACUUGGGAACCCUGACGACAGCUGGUACGAUUUUAUCAGCCGUGCUAAAGCCUCCGAUUGCAAAAUUAUCUGAUGUCAUUGGUCGAGCUGAGACCUAUGCGAUCACAGUCAUCCUAUACAUACUGAGCUACAUCCUCGCUUCCUCCUCGAAUGCAUUCGAUCAGUAUGCUGGGAGCUACAUCAUCUACUGCGUCGGCCAGACAGGCAUGCAGAUUCUCAACCAGAUCAUCGUGGCAGAUAUCACCAACUCACGCACGCGCGGCCUCGCCAAUGGUCUUGUCAAUCUGCCCUUCAUGAUCGUUCCCUGGAUCGCAGCUUUCAUCGUGGACUCUGCAUUGACCACUGUGGGAUGGCGCUGGGGCAUCGGCAUGUUCGGCUUCAUCCUACCAGCAUGCAGCGCUGCAGUCAUCAUCCCACUAGCGCUGUUCCAGAGACGUAUGAAAGGCCUCGGAUCCCCCCCGAGGCCAAAGCUGUCCGUGUCUGGCUUUUUCUCCCAUAUCGAUAUCGUCGGCGUCACUCUUCUGGCUAGCGGUUUCGCCCUUGUCCUACUGCCACUGUCUCUGGCUGGCAACACGCCGUCUCGCUGGUCGACACCCUGGAUUCCGACUUUGAUCGCAGUUGGCUUGGUCUUGCUCGGCACACUCCUGUUCUACGAAGCCAGAUUCGCCAGGUGGCCAGUGCUGCCAUUCCGAUUCCUACGCAACUCAUCUCUGCUGCUAGCCUGGCUCAUUGGAACGACCGACAGCUUUGCUUUCUCCGCAACGCAUACUUACAUGUAUACAUGGUCUGUGGUCGUCCAUGACUUCUCCCCACGGAACGCAAGUUUCUUGACCUUCACUGCUGGCUGUAUGCAAGUGUUGUCGGGCGCCAUCUGUGGCUUUCUCAUGUACCGCACGAGACGCUUCAAGGGGCUUCUGGUCGGCGGAGUGAUGGUUCGCUUGAUCGGCUACGGCAUCAUGCUCCGGCUACGUGGCAGCAACAACUCCACAGCCGAGCUGUUCGUUGUGCAGCUGAUACAAGGCUUCGGCUCGGGCAUUGUACUCACCAUCGUCCUGGUCGUUGCACAGAUCGUUGUCACCAGAGCAGACCUCGCUCAAUCGACAGCGCUGAUGCUCCAAUUCAUCUACCUUGGCAAUGCGCUUGGAUCUGCGGUCGCUGGCGCGAUAUAUACCGGUCUGUUCCGCGAUCGAAUCGCCGUCCAUGCGCCCGACCUGCCCUCUGCGCAGGUGGAUGCCGUGUACAAUACAAUCGCUGGCUACGAGGAUGUCGAAUCGCCAGAGGAGGUGGACGCCGUCAAUCAUGCGUACAGUGAUGUGAUGCGGUAUAUGACGCUCGUUGCGUUGAUUGCAAGCGCUAUUCCAGUAUUAUGCGUCUGGUGGCUUAGAGACUGGAAGCUCAGCGAAGACCGCCAUAACCUCGCGGAAGAUGUCAAGAAAGGUGAUGCUGGAGUGAUCAGUGAAGAUGACGGCGCCCUCAGGAGAUGGUGGAAGACUGGGAAGUGGUGGUAA
Cyphellophora attinorum is the source of this 1773-nucleotide messenger RNA. RefSeq names its product Siderophore iron transporter 2. Lineage: Eukaryota; Fungi; Ascomycota; Eurotiomycetes; Chaetothyriales; Cyphellophoraceae. Gene Ontology annotation, biological process: transmembrane transport. The coding region runs from base 1 to 1773 and encodes 590 amino acids. The transcript is spliced from 3 exons. The record is from RefSeq and is a predicted model, not a curated record. Gene Ontology annotation, molecular function: transmembrane transporter activity.